Mus musculus (house mouse) is the source of this 2132-nucleotide messenger RNA. RefSeq names its product matrix metallopeptidase 27 (gene Mmp27). The record is from RefSeq and is marked validated. Lineage: Eukaryota; Metazoa; Chordata; Mammalia; Rodentia; Muridae. Gene Ontology annotation, biological process: proteolysis. Gene Ontology annotation, cellular component: extracellular matrix; endoplasmic reticulum. Bases 63 to 1640 code for a protein of 525 amino acids. Gene Ontology annotation, molecular function: metallopeptidase activity; zinc ion binding; metalloendopeptidase activity. The transcript has 10 exons.
UGUGCUUUGCUGUUAUUAAUUAAGUGAUUACUUCAUGCCACGUCUCACUGUCAACUUUCUAAAUGCCAUACAAACAGAAACAAGCUUUAACUGAAGAGACAGGAAUGAAGUGCCUUCUGUCUCUGAUGGUUAAUUUUAUAACACUUUCCGCUGCAUUUCCUCCAGACAGGAAGGACAAAAAUGAGGAGAACAACCAACUGGCCCAGGCAUAUCUCAACCAGUUCUACUCUCUUGAAAUAGAAGGGAGUCAUUUUGUCCAAAGCAAGAACAGGAGUCUCUUUGAUGGAAAACUUCGGGAAAUGCAGGCAUUUUUCGGAUUGACAGUGACUGGAAAACUGGAUUCAGACACACUUGCGAUCAUGAAAGUGCCCAGGUGUGGGGUACCAGAUGUGGGGCAAUAUGGCUACACACUCCCUGGGUGGAGAAAAUACAGCCUUACAUACAGAAUAAUGAACUAUACUCCUGAUAUGACACCAGCUGAUGUGGAUGAGGCUAUUCAGAAAGCUCUACAAGUUUGGAGCAAGGUCACUCCACUGACGUUUACCAGGAUAUCCAAGGGGGUUGCAGAUAUAAUGAUAGCAUUCAGGACAGGAGUCCAUGGCUGGUGUCCUCGUCACUUUGAUGGUCCUCUGGGAGUCCUUGGCCAUGCCUUUCCUCCUGGUCUGGGUCUAGGUGGUGACACUCACUUUGACGAAGAUGAAACAUGGAUAGCCAAGGAUGGGGAAGGGUUCAACUUGUUUCUUGUGGCUGCUCAUGAAUUUGGUCACUCUCUGGGGCUGUCCCACUCCAAUGAUCAAACAGCCUUGAUGUUCCCCAAUUACAUCUCCCUGGAUCCUAGCAAAUACCCACUUUCUCAGGAUGAUAUUGAUGGGAUCCAGUCCAUCUAUGGAAGUCCACCUAAGGUAACCACCAAGCCAAGUGGAAAUUCUGAACCCCACGCCUGUGACCCCACCUUGACUUUUGAUGCUAUCACUACUUUCCGCAGGGAAGUUAUGUUCUUUAAAGGCAGGCACUUAUGGAGGGUCUACUCUGAUAUUGCUGGUGCUGAGUUUGAGUUUAUUGAUUCCUUCUGGCCAUCUCUGCCAGCUGAUCUUCAAGCUGCCUAUGAAAGCCCCAGAGAUGAGCUCCUUGUUUUUAAAGAUGAGAAUUUCUGGGUCAUCAGGGGAUAUUCUGUCUUGCCCGGUUACCCCAAAUCCAUCCACACACUCGGAUUUCCAAGACGUGUGAAGAAAAUUGAUGCAGCCGUCUGUGAUCAUGAUACAAGAAAAACCUUCUUUUUUGUUGGCAUCUGGUGCUGGAGGUAUGAUGAGAUGGCACAAGCAAUGGACAGAGGAUUCCCACAGAGGAUAAUAAAGUGCUUCCCAGGAAUUCGCCUCCGUGUGGAUGCUGUCUUCCAACAUAAUGGAUUCCUCUAUUUCUUCCAUGGGUCGAGGCAAUUUGAAUAUGACAUGAAGGCGAAAAAUAUCACCCAAGUGAUCAAAACCAAUUCUUGGUUCCUGUGUAACGAACCAUUAAACGCAUCAUUCAAUGUCAGUGUCAAAGGAAAAGCAAAUUCAAUUGGCACAGUGAUAUUACAUCAUAAAAGGUUAAGCUUGCUCACUUUCAGUAUUGUUCAUGUGCUGACAAAAACAUACAAUUAACAAUAAAUUCCACAAAUAAACCAAAACAAAUCUUUUAACCUGAACUCUGCCUCAGGAAGACUCAAGAGUGGGAGAGAUGACCCAGUGGUUAAGUGCACUGGCUGCUCUUUCAAAGGACCCAGGUUUGAUUCUCAGUACCCACAUGGCAGUCCACAGCUCUCUGUAACUCCAGACCCAGGGAAAUCUGAUGCCCUCUCUGGCCUCUGAGGGCACUGCACAAGCAUGGUGCAUAGACAUAUACAUGCAAGCAAACGGCUAUAUAUUUAAAAUAAAAUGAAAAAGUAAAAUAAUUGAGCCCAAUUCUUUAGCAUCAAGUUCUUACUCCUACUAUAUAUCAGCUGGGUAACCAAUAACCAGUUAAAGUAUCUGAUUCUUCUAACAGUGAAGUUUUAAAUAUGACAAAAAUCUCUCACUUAUUUUGAGUCUAAUUAAUGAUUUGCAAACUUGGAAAAUUAAAGCAUGUCUUAAAAAUAAACAUUAAAGACAAUUCUU